This is a messenger RNA of Frankliniella occidentalis (western flower thrips), 2737 nucleotides long. Its product is annotated as voltage-dependent T-type calcium channel subunit alpha-1G-like. Bases 1451 to 2599 code for a protein of 382 amino acids. NCBI's taxonomy places the organism in Eukaryota, Metazoa, Arthropoda, Insecta, Thysanoptera, Thripidae. Gene Ontology annotation, molecular function: low voltage-gated calcium channel activity; voltage-gated sodium channel activity. Gene Ontology annotation, biological process: neuronal action potential; sodium ion transmembrane transport; membrane depolarization during action potential. The record is from RefSeq and is a predicted model, not a curated record. The transcript is spliced from 6 exons. Gene Ontology annotation, cellular component: plasma membrane; neuron projection; voltage-gated sodium channel complex.
AUAUAUUCCCCCGGAGUCUUGCAUUCGAGACCGGCGGCCUCGGCCAGCCACUGGAACCGCACGGCGGCGCGUGGCCCAGUAGGGACGCCACCGCAACGGCCUCAGUCCCGGACUCGGGUACCUCAUCGUGAAGCAAAAGAGACCUUGCGGGGGAGGCCGUGGUGGUGGUGGUGGGGGACUUGGAGGUAGAAAUGCACCUCCCCUCUCAAUGUGAACCACACGCCCUGCGCCGCAGAGUACUUUGUGUCCUUCACCAUGACGGACGCCGCCCCGCCCUCGUCAUCUCUAUGGGGGGUGGCUGGCCUGGAGGGCAGGCAGACAGACGGGCAGUGGGGUAGUCCAGGGCAGCAGCUGGUGACCCUCGCUUGCACGAGGGCAGUGGGACAGCCUCCACGUCGAGGUCCGAGGUCGGCCGACAAUCGCGCAGCGGCGAAUUGGCAGCUUCCCAUUCUAAACAGCAGCACAAGGCUACUGCCUACGGCCCGCUGGUUCCUGCACACGGCAUUUUAAUUGGCGACCUCCACCGCCGCUGCAGCACCCUGCCCCGCCUGGGCCCCGCCGGUAAUGCCGCUCUGUUCUUUGCUGGUAUAUUUUAAUGAGGCAGCCGAAAUGAAAGUGUCUGGCCCGGCCUCAUUUGCAUGUCCCAUUGAUUAUUCAUGUCUGCCGCCGCCGUGCCCCCGACCUGCCGCACGAUCACUUCCUUUUUCUUCCGGAGUGGCGCUGCACUUACAUCGCCACCUGUCAUCACCCUAACACCACGUGCAGGGCUGAUUAAAAAGAGAAAAAAAAGCAAUGCAAAAAAACUUUGAUCGGACGCAGAGAUCAAGAAGAAGUUGACGAGUUAACCGCGGUGGCAAAGGGUGAAUGAAAAUGAAACCAAAAAAAUAAAAAUACGUCCUCUCUGUGAAGGGAGGCGCUGGGGUAGUCACAGAGGGCCAGCAGCGUGAUCAGCGACAGCCUCCUUCUCUCUCUCUCUCUCUCUCUCUCUCUCUCUCUCUCUCUCUCUCUCUCUCUCUCUCUCUCUCGUUCUUUAAGCCGCCCCGUCCGUCCGGUGGGGCCGGGGAGAGUUCUCGUCACGUCAGAAGCAGCCAUAGCUUACUCUAACGAGCUCUCCCUUCCCUUCUCUGCCACCCCACUCUCCCCUUCUCUCCCCCUCUCACCCGCCCCCUUUUCCUCAAACCCACCCGUCUCCCGUAAGGAGUAAAGAGCGCCCUGCCCGCGCCGUAAAUUACUGCAACAGAUUUUCUCUCUCCCUCUCUCCCUUCCCCGCCGACUCUCCCCGCUCCUCACCGCUCUCUUCCACCUUCACCCCCCACACACAUGCUGACGCAGUGUGGGUCUAGGUCGCACCGGCCCGCCGCCCCCCGGCUGUUCCCUCCAGUAGAACCGUUCCGGGUGCGUAAGCCGAUUCUGUGGACUCUCCACGGGACUCGCACCGAGCCCUAAUGAUAUGGCGAUGUGGGUGCGGUGCGGCAGGCAGGUGGUGAUGGUGACGAAGGUAAAGGCAUUGGAAGCGGUUUGGUUUCAAACGAUCCCCCCACCCCCUUAUUCCUCGGUCUUGAAGAACUCAGAUUCGCUUCAAGGUGUGAUUUUCUCUCGUAAACAUAAGUGUACCUUUACUGAAAAUGGUCAACCCCCAAACAAUGUUCGUGCCGUUUCCUUAACUCUCUGGCUCACGUGGUUCGAGCGCGUGUCCAUGCUCGUCAUCCUGCUGAACUGCAUCACCCUGGGGAUGUACCAGCCAUGCGUGGACGAGGAGUGCCAAGGCAACCGCUGUCGCAUUCUGCAGCUGUUCGACGACCUCAUCUUCGCCUUCUUCUCCAUCGAGAUGACCAUCAAGAUGAUCGCGAUGGGAACGUACGGCAAAGGCACCUACCUGGCCGACUCGUGGAACAGGCUGGACCUUUUCAUCGUGUUGGCCGGGGCGCUGGAGUACUGUCUGCAGGUCGAGAACCUCAACCUGACGGCCAUCAGGACGAUCCGGGUGCUGCGACCGCUCAGAGCCAUCAAUAGGAUACCCAGCAUGCGCAUUCUGGUGAUGCUUCUGCUGGACACGUUACCCAUGCUGGGAAAUGUGCUGCUGCUCUGUUUCUUCGUCUUCUUCAUCUUCGGCAUCGUGGGCGUGCAGCUGUGGGAGGGCAUCCUGCGACAGCGCUGUUACCUGCUGUUGCCAGAAAAAGUGGAAUACAAUAAGAAUCUAGACGAAGAGUUCACGAUUCGAGUGAGAGUGACCCUGCCGCUCGCCAUCUACUACACGUACCAGCAGGAGCAGGAUCGGGACUACAUCUGCUCCAAGCCCGAGGACCACGGCAUGCACCUCUGCUCCAUGAUCCCGCCCAUCACCAUCAAGGCCUCGGAGAACAGCACGAUGACGUGCACGGGAGCGGCCGUGCCCAACUCGGACAACUCGGACAACGAAACUUGGUGCGUCAACUGGAACCAGUACUACAGCGAGUGCAAGAGCAUAGGGGACAACCCCUUUCAAGGGACCAUCUCCUUCGACAACAUCGGGAUGGCCUGGGUCGCCAUCUUCCUGGUGAGUACCAUUCACCUACUCCUAGUAGGAAUCCGGUUUAAAUUUGUUUUAGAGGACAACUAGGCUAGGUACAAAAACUUUUCCUUAUUUAUUGUAAAAAAAAAAAAAAUUCAAUAGCGAUCAAAUAGCUAAACGUCGCCCGGGUCGCCCUGAACAGUGGCGGCCUUUGACAUUAACACGUGUCAGUCAAAUCGAGUAUCG